Messenger RNA from Nomascus leucogenys (northern white-cheeked gibbon), 2734 nucleotides. RefSeq names its product synaptonemal complex protein 3 (gene SYCP3). Gene Ontology annotation, biological process: meiotic cell cycle; spermatid development. The coding region runs from base 251 to 1099 and encodes 282 amino acids. The record is from RefSeq and is a predicted model, not a curated record. The transcript has 9 exons. Gene Ontology annotation, cellular component: synaptonemal complex. Lineage: Eukaryota; Metazoa; Chordata; Mammalia; Primates; Hylobatidae.
UGGGGUUUCACCGUGUUGGCCAGGCUGGUCUUGAACUCCUGACCUCAGGUGAUCUGCCUGCCUCAACCUUCCAAAGUGCUGGUAUUUCAGGCGUGAGCUACCGUGCUUGGCCUAUUUAUUAUUUUUUAACAAAUGUCAUUAUCUUCUUAACUUUUGGCCCCCCAAAUAAAUGAGGAAACUGUUAAAAUUGUAUUCAACAAUCCUUGUUCGGUAUCUCCUUUGAUAUUUAAACUUUUACCAGUGUAUUAAAAUGAUGUCUUUGGAUUCAGAAGGUUCAAGAAAUUUGUUUUUUAAAGUCAGGAAGCAUCUUAAUAUGGUGUCCUCCGGAAAAAAGUAUUCCAGGAAAUCUGGGAAGCCGUCCAUGGAAGAUCAGUUAACGAGAGCCUAUGACUUUGAGACUGAAGAUAAGAAAGAUCUGAGUGGUUCAGAGGAAGAUGUUAUUGAAGGGAAGACUGCAGUCAUUGAGAAACGUAGGAAGAAAAGGUCUUCUGCAGGAGUAGUUGAAGAUAUGGGGGGUGAAGUACAGAAUAUGCUGGAAGGAGUUGGAGUUGACAUUAACAAGGCUCUUCUUGCCAAGAGAAAGAGACUAGAAAUGUAUACCAAGGCUUCUCUCAAAACUAGUAACCAGAAAAUCGAACAUGUUUGGAAAACACAACAAGAUCAAAGGCAGAAGCUUAACCAAGAAUAUUCUCAGCAGUUUCUGACUUUGUUUCAGCAGUGGGAUUUAGAUAUACAGAAAGCUGAGGAACAAGAAGAAAAAAUACUUAAUAUGUUUCGACAGCAACAAAAGAUUCUUCAACAAUCUAGAAUUGUUCAGAGCCAGAGACUGAAAACAAUUAGACAGUUAUAUGAGCAGUUCAUAAAGAGUAUGGAAGAGUUGGAGAAGAAUCAUGAUAAUCUACUUACUGGUGCACAAAAUGAAUUUAAAAAAGAAAUGGCUAUGUUGCAAAAAAAAAUUAUGAUGGAAACUAUUCUGUGUAUAAGCGAGAUCAAGAUCACACAAUAUUUCUCUUUCUGUGUCCGGCUUAUUUCACUUAGCAUAAUGUCUCCCAGGCUCAUCCAUGUUGUGAAAACAUCCAGAGGUGAACUGCACGUCUGACAAAAUCCUGUAUGCUCUCUGCAUUCUCUGGAAAAAGGCUCAUAAGUAUAUGAAUCUUAACGUUUCCAUAUUAAGAGACGGAACUACGCAGUGACUGAAGGAGAAAGAUUGAGGUGAGAGAGGAGGCAUCUACUUCUCUUCUUCCUUGCCCACAACCCUGUAACUCACUGAGAAACAGCACUAGUGCCUUCAUCUUGGUCUCCCUAAUCAAAGCCACCUGCCCCCCACAUAGCCAAUCCAAAACUCCAAAAUUAACUCUUCCCUUUUCCUUGCCUUCUCACCUAAGAUAUUUCAUUUUCUAAGGCUGAACUGAUUAAAGCACAGAGAGGGCAAGGAUUGUGUCUUUCUCACUCACCCCUACAUUCCCAGUACUCUAGAAUAUUACUCUGGCACAGAGUAUAUGUUUAACCAAUAUCCCUCAAUUAAUGGUCCAAGUGUGACAAUAAAGGUGUUUGUGCAAAAAUAAUUUUCUAUUUGUAUUACAGGAGAUUUAGGGGAGCGCCUUCAUGUGCUUAGUUUAGAAGCACAUCAAGGAGCACAUGAGUUUAGGAGUAGCUCUUCUGGCCACUCCUAAACCAAUCUUAGAAGACGUAAAAGAUAUAGAAUGACCACAAGCUCUUUACUCACUGAUAAGAGUCUCUUCGCAGCAUAACUCUCGAUCACCCACCUUCAUACUCCAGCUCCAUUCCACCCACAAAGUCCUCUUGUUUAUUUAUGACUUAAUACUGUCUCAUGGCUUUUUCCUUUCUAAACACUCUUCUCACCCAAUUCAGCAAAGCACUCAUGUGCCCCCUCCUUCAAGGACUGCUUGAUACACCUCUUACUCCACCUACAACUUCAUCUAGGGAGAAAUCAAAGGACACAAACCUACCUAUCUCCAGUCAUUCCAUUCCUACCUACUCCCUUAAAAAUACACCUUCUACAAAUAUUUUUCAGGGUUAAAGCAGUCUUUGCAAAUAUAUAGGCCUUCUGUUGUACAAAAUAUGCUCAUUAGAUGGUUAGUACCUCAGGUAUACAAAUACAAGGAACUACAUGACAAUGAUGUUCAUGACUUUAUAACAAUGCACAGUUUCUGUUGUCUAGUUUCCUUGAUUUUAAAUGAUUUCACAGGUAGCAGAACAAAUUUAAAAAGCAAAGCUUUGAAAUUAUCAUCUUUAGUUAAUGAAGUAAAGAUCUAAUUUAACUAAGGGAAGUAAUUCUACAUAAGUCAUUAAUUGUUUCAUAAUUAUAGCCUCCCAUUUUUUCAAAUAAGAGUUGUGUAACUCCAUUUUCUGUUGCUGUAACAGAAUACUAGACACUGGGUAAUUUAUAAAGAAAAGACUUAUUUGGCUCAUGGUUCUGGAGCCUGGGAAGCCCAAGGGCAUGACAUUGGCAUCUGGUGAAAGCCUCAUGCUGAGAUCCACUGAGCUCACUGGACAAAUUUCACUUACAGCCUCAAAAUACUGAUUUUUCUGGAACAUGUUCUUAGGUCUUCUCUAAAUGAAAAUGCUAGACUAGACAGUUUCUGAGGUAUGUUUCAGCUCUAGAUUGAUGUCAUCUCAUUUGUAUGUGGCCCUAUCUUUCAUAUUAGAAUGUAAUCAUCUCAUGGGCAUGAGAUAUGUAUUCUAUUUUUCUUUCUUUUCUUUUCUCUUUCCU